AUGUUAGAGGAAAAUUUUACGUAUGCCAACAGCAUUUAUGUCUUAGCAGCAGAAGUUGACACGGAUGAGUUUUCAAUACUGAAAACAAUGUUUGGUUUGAAAGAAGAUUUAAUACAAAACGUUAAGCAGUGCCAAUCCAAUAUUCCAGACCACCAAACCAAUAUGUACUAUGUUAAAAGAAUUCUUGAAGACAACCUAGAUGGUGAAGAAGAUGUACCUGAUAAAGAUAAACUGGAAGAAGUACUUGAGCGCUCUGGAUUUUCAAAAGAGAAAGCUUCGGAACUAUCACAAUGGCUUCGCAGAAUCGACCUGUUCGAAAAUCAGAGAUUAUUCUAUUGUGUGGAACGGUAUCAAGAUUUCUUGAAUGAUACGUUGCCUACUGAUCCAUAUCCACAUCAACCACAAAAGAUAGAAGAAAAAUUUGAGAAACCGGACAAAUAUAAUACCACAGAACAGCCACGCGAAAAUGACGAAGAAUAUCGUAACAUAGUAUUCGUAAAUGUUCGAAAUGAACACAGUAAAUUUUUUACGACGAAUUUAAGAUUUUCGCACAUCGCCACUCCAUGUGAAGAUGGAUAUUGGUAUCACGGUACAAGUCACAAGGCAGCUCAAUCUAUCUUUGAUAUGGGGAUAGACUUGAGCAAAGGAAAAGAAAAGCAGGAUUUCUCUGAUGGGUAUGGUUUCUACUUGACACCGAAUUUCGAAGAUGCGAAACAUUAUGCUCUGAAGUAUUGUCAUGAUGCUGGAUCAAUUCUGGCUUUCUUUCAAGUUUAAUUUUGGCAAACCCGCUUUGCCACCAAGUAAUAAACCACCUAAAGAUUUAUACCUUACAAAAAGACAGAGACGAAUGGAGAUGUGUUGUGAAGUAUAACCGCACUGGAAAAGCCACCACCCGUCCAAAACGCUAUAACAAGGCUGAUUAUGUGUAUGGUCCGAUGUCCAAUUACACAAGAAAUCCAAGUCAUCCAACUGAACAUAAUGACUUCAAAACCCCUCAAAUGUGCAUCAAGAAGGAAGAGUUGGCAAUUGCAGUCCGCUAUGCGUUAAAGGAAAUAUAUUUUUUUCCAUCUAAAGUUAAGAAAAAGUAAAAAAUAUAAGUGAAGAACUUCCCAGAAUUUGGAUUACCUAUUUAAGUGAUUUUAGUCUUUUCUUAGAGUAUGGACAGUUUUCAGAUCAACUAAAAAAUGCUAGAGUGAUACCAGUUUUUAAAUCAGGAUUUCACUAAUUAUAGACCUAUCUCAGUUUUGCCAUGCUUUUCGCAAAUUCUUGAAAGAAUAAUGUAUAACCGUCUGUACGGCCAUUUAGGGCAAAACAAUAUUUUAUAUAACAAACAAUUCGGUUUUCAAAAAAGUCAUUCAGCGGGCCAUAGAAUUGUUAAGUGAAUUAUUAGAAUCCUUUAAUCACAGGUUGUUUACCCUAGGGGUAUUCAUUGUUCUCACAAAGCCUUUUGAUACUGUAAAUCAUAACAUUCUUUUAUCUAAACUAAAAUCCUACGGUAUUCAAGACAACAAUUUAAAAUUGUUUACAAAUUAUUUGACUAAACGAAAACAAUGCACGGCAUUCGACAAUACAACGACGCCCUUUCAACUAAUAAACGAAAACAAUGCACGGCAUUCGACAAUACAACGACGCCCUUUCAACUAAUAAACGAAAACAAUGCACGGCAUUCGACAAUACAACGACGCGCUUUCAACUAAUAAACGAAAACAAUGCACGGCAUUCGACAAUACAACGACGCCCUUUCAACUAAUAAACGAAAACAAUGCACGGCAUUCGACAAUACAACGACGCCCUUUCAACUAAUAAAGUGUUUGUUCCACAAAGAUCCAUUCUUGGACCUUUACUGUUUUUGAUUUACACAAACGACUUACACAAUUCUUCCAAUAUGUUGAAAUUUAUUCUAUUUGCUGACGAUACUAAUCUUUUUUACUCUCAUACUAACAUUUAAUAUCUUUUUCAAACAGUUAAUCGAAUGGUAAAGCAAAUAAACUCACUCAAUAUAAGUAAAACCAAAUACGUAUUAUUCUAAUUCUGUUACAAAACUGAUAAUACCCACUCUAACUACCUUUGCUAAAAAUAAUAAUGUAUGCAUAAAGGGAUGAGAAACAGUAAGAUUCCUUGGCUCAAUUUUGGAUAACACAUACAUGC
Hydractinia symbiolongicarpus is the source of this 2148-nucleotide messenger RNA. RefSeq lists its product as uncharacterized. The coding region runs from base 1 to 774 and encodes 257 amino acids. The record is from RefSeq and is a predicted model, not a curated record. The transcript is spliced from 2 exons. Lineage: Eukaryota; Metazoa; Cnidaria; Hydrozoa; Anthoathecata; Hydractiniidae.